Molecule: messenger RNA, 318 nt
Organism: Colletotrichum chrysophilum
Lineage: Eukaryota; Fungi; Ascomycota; Sordariomycetes; Glomerellales; Glomerellaceae
Gene: HSP10
Product: 10 kDa heat shock protein
Exons: 4
Coding region: 1-318 (105 amino acids)
Cellular component (GO): mitochondrial matrix
Molecular function (GO): metal ion binding; protein-folding chaperone binding; ATP binding
Source: RefSeq, a predicted model, not a curated record
AUGGCCACCUCCGUCCGCUCCAUCCGCGCCCUCGUGCCCCUCCUGGACCGCGUCCUCGUCCAGCGCGUCAAGGCCGAGACCAAGACCGCCAGCGGCAUCUUCCUGCCCGAGUCCAGCGUCAAGGAGCUCAACGAGGCCAAGGUCCUCGCCGUCGGCCCCGGCGCCCUCGACAAGAAGGGCAACAGACUACCCAUGGGCGUCGCCCAGGGUGACCGUGUUCUGAUUCCUCAGUUCGGCGGUUCCCCCGUCAAGGUCGGCGAGGAGGAGUACCAGCUCUUCCGCGACAGCGAGAUUCUGGCCAAGAUCAACGAGUCGUAA